Messenger RNA from Meleagris gallopavo (turkey), 369 nucleotides. RefSeq names its product insulin like growth factor 1 (gene IGF1). The record is from RefSeq and is marked provisional. Gene Ontology annotation, molecular function: insulin-like growth factor receptor binding; hormone activity; growth factor activity. Gene Ontology annotation, cellular component: extracellular region. Gene Ontology annotation, biological process: negative regulation of apoptotic process; positive regulation of cell population proliferation; insulin-like growth factor receptor signaling pathway. NCBI's taxonomy places the organism in Eukaryota, Metazoa, Chordata, Aves, Galliformes, Phasianidae.
AGCAGAUAGAGCCUGCGCAAUGGAAUAAAGUCCUCAAUAUUGAAAUGUGACAUUGCUCUCAACAUCUCACAUCUCUCUGGAUUUCUUUUUUCUCAUCAUUACUGCUAACAAAUUCAUUUCCAGACUUUGCACUUUUAAGAAGCAAUGGAAAAAAUCAACAGUCUUUCAACACAAUUAGUUAAGUGCUGCUUUUGUGAUUUCUUGAAGGUGAAGAUGCACACUGUGUCCUACAUUCAUUUCUUCUACCUUGCCCUGUGUUUGCUUACCUUAACCAGUUCUGCUGCUGCUGGCCCAGAAACACUGUGUGGUGCUGAGCUGGUUGAUGCUCUUCAGUUCGUAUGUGGAGACAGAGGCUUCUACUUCAGUAAG